UCGACUCGACCCGUUGAUUCGUGGUUCGCAGUUCGCACUUCCCACUUCUUCCGUCGCGGGAGUUACUUCGGAGUUCCCUGGGACGUAGAAAAUACGCGCGAUAUUUUGGCUUAUUUUUUUGACACUCUCACACCCGAGAGACAGACUCUACCUCCAGGUUCAGGAGAAAUCAAUGGAUUCGAUGCGUUUUGAGUUGAACAAGGCACUCACUCGUGGCGCGUGGUUUAGAGAUUCCAUUAUUCCAUCUUCUGUGCUUUCUUCCUUUUGGUUUUGGUAGGCCCUGGGGAAGGCGACGAUCUAGAAUCUCUAUUCUCCAGUGACAUAGAAACAGAGCUGCGUCAACCUCAGCAUCGCUAUCAUUAGAGAAAAAAGUAGAAAAAAAGAGAAAUCACCAAAAAUCACCCUUUUUCUUUUCAUUCUCUUUUCCAGAUUUGGAUUUUCUAUUCGGGUGUUUGUAAAUUUUUGCUUUCGAUGGUUUUGAUAAUUUGAUUGUUCCCACGCUCGACGGAAUUAAGAAUGACUCUGUACUUCUGUCAUUUAUGGUAUUGUUUGUUAUGGAUUUUCUAGGGUUUUGAUUUUUUUCUCCGUUCUAUAAGCCAUUUUGGAUUUUCUGGACCCUGAGUUAAUGGCGGAAGAGGGUUCAGAGAGAGAGCAUGGGGGAUUAGUUUCGAUGGAUUCAUCAGAACAAAGAUGGGUUUUCCAGGAUGAAGAGGAUUCUGAUGUAGACUUGGACGAGGAUUUGCCUCCACGGAUGAGCUUGGAUUCUGAAGAGGAUGAAAAUGGCGAGCAGAGGCUGAUCAGGACCGGCCCCCGGAUUGACUCCUUCGAUGUCGAGGCCCUCGAGGUCCCUGGUGCUCAGCGAAAUGACUAUGAUGACUUCACUUUGGGCAGGAAAAUUAUACUUGCUUUUCAGGCACUUGGAGUGGUUUUUGGUGAUGUUGGAACAAGUCCAUUAUAUACUUUCAGUGUGAUGUUUAACAAGUCUCCUAUUCAUGGGGAGGAAGAUGUUCUGGGAGCAUUAUCACUUGUUUUGUAUACAUUAGUCUUGAUACCUCUGAUCAAGUAUGUCUUUGUUGUUCUUUGGGCGAAUGACGAUGGUGAAGGUGGUACAUUUGCUUUAUACUCCUUACUUUGUAGGCAUGCGAAAGUUAGCCUCCUUCCAAAUCAGCUCCCAUCUGAUGCCCGUAUAUCGAGUUUCAGGCUGAAAGUGCCAUCCCCAGAACUUGAGAGGUCAUUAAAAAUUAAGGAGAGGCUUGAGUCUUCUCUUGCACUGAAAAAGCUCAUUCUGAUGUUAGUUCUACUUGGUACUUCAAUGGUGAUAGCUGAUGGAGUUAUUACCCCAGCAAUGUCAGUUAUGUCAGCUGUAGGUGGUCUGAAAGUUGGAAUAGCUGGUGUUGAGCAAGAUAAAGUGGUGAUGAUCUCGGUUGCAUUUCUUAUUGUUUUGUUCAGUGUACAGAAGUUUGGGACUAGCAAAGUGGGUCUUGCAGUAGGUCCUGCUUUAUUCAUAUGGUUUUGUUCCCUUGGAGGUGUUGGGGUUUACAACCUUGUAAAAUAUGACACAAGUGUAUUAAGGGCGUUUAAUCCCAUACACAUCUAUUAUUUCUUCGAGAGGAACUCAACCCAGGCUUGGUUGUCGCUGGGUGGUUGUCUUCUAUGUGCAACAGGUUCAGAGGCAAUGUUUGCAGACCUUUGCUACUUUUCUGUGAGAUCAAUUCAGCUAACUUUUGUGUUUCUGGUUCUGCCUUGCCUUCUGUUGGGAUACCUUGGCCAAGCUGCAUACCUUAUGGAAAACCUAACCAUGGCUGAUCAAGUUUUCUUUUCUUCUAUUCCAAGUGGUGCAUUCUGGCCAGUCUUCUUCAUAGCUAACAUUGCUGCACUGAUUGCCAGUCGGGCAAUGACGACAGCCACAUUCUCAUGCAUAAAACAAUCAACAGCACUUGGCUGUUUCCCUCGCCUUAAAAUAAUUCAUACAUCACGGAAAUUUAUGGGCCAGAUUUAUAUACCAGUCAUGAAUUGGUUUCUUCUGGUAUUCUGCGUGGUGUUAGUCUGCACCUUCUCAAGUAUAAACGAGAUUGGAAAUGCAUAUGGCAUUGCAGAACUUGGAGUGAUGAUGAUGACGACUAUUUUAGUAACCAUUGUUAUGCUUCUCAUAUGGCAGAUAAACAUCAUCAUUGUGCUGAUUUUCCUGGUUUUCUUCUUGGGUUUGGAACUUACCUUCUUCUCUUCAGUUUUAUGGAGUGUGGGAGAUGGAAGUUGGGUCAUAUUAGUUUUUGGGGUAGUUAUAUUUUUUAUAAUGUAUAUCUGGAAUUAUGGUAGCAAGCUAAAAUAUGAAACUGAAGUCAAGCAGAAGUUGUCAAUGGAUUUGAUGCGGGAACUGGGUUGCAACCUUGGGACAAUCAGAGCUCCUGGAAUUGGCCUCUUGUACAAUGAACUGGUAAAGGGAGUACCAGCAAUUUUUGGCCAUUUCCUGACCACUCUUCCAGCAAUCCACUCCAUGAUAAUAUUUGUCUGCAUAAAGUAUGUUCCAGUUCCUGUAGUCCCUCAGAGUGAAAGGUUCCUUUUCCGGCGGGUAUGCCCAAAGAGCUAUCAUAUUUUUCGAUGCAUUGCUAGGUAUGGCUACAAGGAUGUCCGCAAGGAGAAUCACCAGACAUUUGAACAGCUGCUUAUUGAGAGCUUGGAGAAGUUUAUCCGUCGGGAAGCCCAGGAGCGGUCUUUGGAAAGUGAUGGUGAUGAAGAUAUAGAGUCAGAUGAUGAGGUGUCUGGUUCGCAGGUUCUCAUUGCUCCAAAUGGCAGUUUUUAUUCGCUAGGGGUUCCUCUUUUGGCUGAUUACAAGUGCACUGACAGGGAUGCCACAGAAGCAAGCACCUCAGCAGAGGUAAAUUUGGAUCUUUCCACAGAUUCACCAAUUUCUGAUGUGGAACAGAGUCUUGAGAGGGAGCUUUCCUUCAUACGCAAGGCAAAAGAAUCUGGGGUUGUUUAUCUUCUUGGCCAUGGAGAUAUCCGGGCAAGGAAGGACUCUUGGUUUAUCAAGAAGUUGAUCAUAAAUUACUUCUAUGCAUUUUUAAGAAAGAACUGCAGGAGAGGGAUUGCGAAUCUAAGUGUUCCCCACUCAAAUCUGAUGCAGGUGGGCAUGACUUACAUGGUUUGAGGUUCAAUUUUUGUAGCCUUCAAAGGCAAAUUCCUUUUCGUUUUUUUUUCCUGAUAUGAAGUUUAACAAGGGAAGAUGGAUUUUGUAAAGACCAUAGAUCACUGAACUUUGUUUAGUUGGGGUCAAAACUAACAGAAAACUAAAUGCUAAUAGAGAAUGCAGGUCAUCAAUUACAAGCGGUGAUACACAUGUUUCUUUCUCA
Molecule: messenger RNA, 3350 nt
Organism: Nelumbo nucifera (sacred lotus)
Lineage: Eukaryota; Viridiplantae; Streptophyta; Magnoliopsida; Proteales; Nelumbonaceae
Gene: KUP7
Product: K+ uptake permease 7
Biological process (GO): potassium ion transmembrane transport
Cellular component (GO): vacuolar membrane; plant-type vacuole
Molecular function (GO): potassium ion transmembrane transporter activity
Source: RefSeq, a predicted model, not a curated record